Molecule: messenger RNA, 366 nt
Organism: Pyrus x bretschneideri (Chinese white pear)
Lineage: Eukaryota; Viridiplantae; Streptophyta; Magnoliopsida; Rosales; Rosaceae
Product: zinc finger MYM-type protein 1-like
Exons: 5
Coding region: 1-366 (121 amino acids)
Source: RefSeq, a predicted model, not a curated record
AUGUUGGUCCUAUUGUUGCAACAAGGUCUUCCUUUUCGUGGCCAUGAUGAAAGUGACACUUCAAAUAAUAGGGGGAAUUAUUUAGAGCUCUUGCAAUUGCUUGCGGAUCAUGAUGAGAAAAUAAAGGAAAUGCUCAUUUUGAUUACAAUGUUCUCAUCUACGGUGGAUGUGCUUGGCAUGAUUGUUGAAGAUUGCUACAAUGAUAAUGUUAGUGAAGUAAAAGAAUUAGAUGAUCGCUUCGCUGAAGGUAACACCGAAUUGCUUAUUUGCUUGGCAUGUUUGAGUCCGAAUGAUUCAUUUGUAGCUUUUGAUAAAGAAAAGCUUGUUUGCCUUGCUCAGUUGUAUCCUAAAGAUUUCAUGGAUUGA